Molecule: messenger RNA, 3110 nt
Organism: Physcomitrium patens
Lineage: Eukaryota; Viridiplantae; Streptophyta; Bryopsida; Funariales; Funariaceae
Source: RefSeq, a predicted model, not a curated record
GCGAUGCUGGUGGCGCUGCAAUCUCAUUUUUUCUACAGCAGUCCACUGUCGAGGGUGCGCUGGAGAAGACGAAUUUCAAGCUGGCUCCGCCGAGUUUCUGAUCAACCAUCUUCGCCACAUCAAAUCCCCGCACCGCUUUCCCUUGUUUCCACCACGGCGCACUGAUGCUUAACUUCUCCAUUCGGUGUGAGCUGCACUUGAUGUAGCGAGUUGGUUGCCUUUUGUCGAAGAUCGUUGGACACCGACCUUGUGUUCGAUCGAUUGCUACGGCAGGAGUUCACAAGUGUUGGCUGGUUGCACCAGACUUCGGGUUCGUAGCAGUUGCGGUGCUUGCUGAUUGUGAGUCGCGAAAGAGGAGGAUGUCUGCGUUAGCGCAUUGGAUAAGGAACGUGCAAUUCAUUGCGUGUCCGUGAUGUUUCAUAUUGAUGCAUAGUUUUGAUGAAAGCCGAGGAGCGUUUGUCUUUAUGCGAAAUACUAGUGUUGGACUGCCCGCGCUACUUUGGUUUCUUUCAUGGUCUAAUCUCUGCUCUCUAGUUUUUCGAAGCGGCGUUCGGGUCAAGUGAUUUAUAUCACACCAUUCUUUGGUAUCGAAAAAUUGAUUACAGCAUUUAGGUUGACUGGCAACUGUGUGGCUAAGCAAUUGAAUGAUUCGGGGGACUGCCCCAUCGCUAGUUCGGUUCCAGGUGUUAAAGAUCAUGGAGAGUCGGUUGCAGAAAGUGAGGUUGUAGUAGUCAUAUUCUCGAAUGGAGUUGUUGAAAGGUUUCAAUUCAGGUUGCACCAGGUUUUAAAAAAUUAAGUGAUGGGGAAGUGCAAGCAUCAUCCACAGUCCGUCAUCCCCGGUGAUGGCAUCUGCCCAAGCUGCUUACAGAAGAAGCUAAACUCCGUGUGGCGAGGGGAAAGUUACUCUGAUGUGUCCGCCAAGGACACAGUAAGCUAUAUGGCCCCGCAUCGAUUAUCAACCGGCGAGCCUAUUCAUCCACAGGAAGCGAUUUCGGUGAUUGGAUCUAUAGCCAGCAUCACAAAGAGGAGCCAUUUGAAGCAGUUCGGCCGGAACACGGCGGGGUUGAACAUCGACAGCAGACGUGCGGACGAUGUGCACACACUUAGAAAGGCCCCACAUCCUUCAUUCGAUAGAGGGGACGCGGGUGUAAAGGCCGAAGCCGUAGGGGUGAGUAUGUCAGGUUUAAGAACAGAACCCCGCAAGUUAUUUCAGGAUAGAGCGGGUUUUACGCAGGAUUGGACGGAGCUCUACACUAAGCGGCGCUCCGACGUCUCACCGUCAGCCGGCUCCAGGCUGGUGUCGAACACCGUCUCCGGCGGACUUAGUGUGGGAUCCCGGUCGAAGCCUCUGGUGGAUCGAAUAGCUAAGGAGACAGCCAUGCGAGUGAUCAGAGAAGUUGGCGAUCGGCCGGUCGAGGAAGCGGAAGGCAUCAGCCCCGCCAAUCGAUACCGCGAGCGGAGCAACCUCGCCGAUUCUGAUUCCAGUAGGAUGCCUCAUGAAAAGGCUGGUAGUGUAAGUCCCCUACCUUGGCAUAGCAAAAUCCGAUCCAAGUGGGUCAAGGGACUCGGAAGUCCGAUGAAUUCCAGCAACAAGAUAUUCCCGAGCAAAUCCGUCGAGACUGUGCAGAAAUCUCAGGUUCACAGCAGUAGUCCAGCAAGGGAGCAUUCGAGGCCAAAACCUGCCAGAGGCGAUAAGAAGGCUUCGAAUCGUGUAAACCUCCAGAUCUACAACGUGGAACACGAUAGCGACAUCUCAUCCCUCCGAGCGAAAGCUUCCAAGGCUUCGGAGACCGUUAUCGAGGGGAUGCCUGAUCAGAUUCUGAGGCCCGAGGAUAUGAAGCAGCGGUUGAGGACCUCACACAAUACUGUGCUUCUGUGGCUACAGGAUCUACCAUGUCCACAAUCGUCGCCGUAUCACACAUCCGAUGGGUGGGAAGAUCCAUGUUCUUCGUCCUCCGACUGCGCGAUGGAGACGAGGAACAAUGAUCUUUACCACGAGGAUCUUACUCUUGUGGGGCAUCUGCAUGAGAUUGCGGAGGAGCAUGAAUACUUCGAGGAAUGUAGCGAAGAGCAGGAAUUACGAACGUCCACAACCAACCAUCUGAGUGAUGUCUCUUCUUUCGGCAAAUUCCUCAUCAGAGCUGCACAGCGUCAGCCAAAAGAAGGGCUCUCCAGAGUUGCUCUUGCCACCCCAGCCCGGUGAAGAUUGCACGAUAUCAGCAGCGCGAAUUGCUUUCCAUUCCCUGAGGUGUCCAAGUGGGAUUAUCUAGUCAAAGGAAGGCGAAUGGUGGGGAGUAUUCGCCAGUGCUCGAAAUUCUUUUGGCAACCCCACAAUUCCACUAGCUUCAUGCACAUCGUGAACUGGAACGAGGGCGUCGUGUGACAUGGUAAAAAUUAACCUCGAAAGGGACGCCAUCCAGCGCUUAGGUCAAGCAAAGUCGUUGCCAGGGAAUACAAAAAUUUGCUCGUAUUGAAUCGUCGACUUGCUCUGAGCCAGUAGAUUGACUGUGGUGUGCACCGUGCGGCUGUUACAUUGUGUUCCAGCUUGUGCGUGUACUGCUCUGCUAUAGAGCCUGGACAACGUAACCCCCUAACAACUCCAGUGCAGUGACCCACCGCCGUAUCCACUCAUUCUGUCGGCCUGCCGCUGCUGCUUAGAUUUCUUGUUUUGCCAGCCUGUCACUGCUUAAGGCUCUGGCGUGUAGAAGUGGCCUUAGUGUAUCCAUAUUAUCACCCGAAUUGGGUACUUCCAUUUACUUAUCCUCAAUCAUCUCCCCGCGGUUCAGAAUUCCUCUUCAAAUGUGUAUAGAUCUCCCUGUACUGAGUCCCAUGUGAGAAGUCUUUGCAAGGUGCAGUUCUACGAUUUGACGGAGGAUGAGCUCUGACCAUUUGAUUCAUAAGUGGGCUGAAAGCAGUACCUCCAAACAACUAAAUUAUCGAACUGUUGAAACCCCUAAUAGUUACCCUUCAUAGUGUAGACAUGGGCUCUUUCAGUCGUAGGUAGAGCAUAUUCAUAACACUAAAUGUUAAUACCUUACCUGAGUUAUCAAAUUGUUCAGUGCAUUUUUACAGCUUUUAAAUUACAGGGUUCAUUUGAAUCUUGCAUCAAA